GGAGCAUGAAGAGGGUCUGAUACGAGUCCAAGAUGGACUUGAUUUUGAAACUCGAAAUUCCUAUCAGCUUACUGUGAGGGCAACAGAUAGUUACUCGGGCAAGUGGGCAGAAGUUGUCGUCUCAGUGCAAGUCAUUGAUGUGAAUGACAAUCCACCAGAAUUUCUACAACACUUCUAUAAUGUCACUGUGUCUGAGGCUACAGCUAUUGCAACUCCAAUUCUGACAGUUUCUUCCUCAGAUCAAGAUACAGGACCAAAUGCAGGAGUGAGUUACAGGUUAAUGGGACUGAAUGGAACUUUACCCAAGAACUUUUAUAUGGAGGGAGACUCUGGAAUCUUGAUACUGAAGCAAGGAUUGGACCGGGAAACUGCUCCAGUACACCAUUUCCUGGUUCAAGCCAUAGACAAGGGAACACCACCAUUAUCAUCUACAGCACAUAUAUUGGUUACAGUUUUGGACAUGAAUGACAACCCACCAGUAUUUGAACAGCAAGCCCAACGCUGUGUGGUGACUGAAGAUGCUUCCCGUGGCCACUUUGUCACCCUUGUGUCUGCGUCUGAUGAGGAUAUUAGUGAUGUUAACAAGCUCACAUACUCAGUUGUUGAUGGCAAUGAACUGCAGGUGUUUGCCAUAAACUCUGCUUCAGGAAUCGUAACUGUAUGGAACAGCCAAAAGCUUCGUGAGAAUAAUCAGCACAUAUUGAAUGUGUCGGUGAGUGAUGGUGUCUUCACGGCUUACACACGUCUGGUGGUGUCCAUCACUCCAGUUAAUGCUCACUCGCCAACAUUCAAAGUUGCACAAUAUGAUGCCCACAUUCAGGAAAAUUCUGCUGUAAAAACUACUGUUGCUCAAGUGUCUGCCAGAGAUGUGGAUUCUGGACGUUAUGGUGAUGUAACAUACCACUUUAUAGGUGAUGAUGCUCAAAAGUUCUUCAGAAUAAAUGAAAAUACAGGUGAUGUGUGGACUUCAGAAGUGUUUGAUCGUGAGGAGCGUGCUGAAUAUGCCUUUACAGUGAUGGCAAUGGAUAUAGGUGGGCGCACUGGCUUCACUACGCUUCACAUUACUGUUAAUGAUGUAAAUGACAAUAAGCCUGUUUUCAUGCAGACUAAUUACAAAGCAAUUAUCAGGUCCAACACCACCUCUGGAUCUGUUGUCUUAAAGGUGUUUGCUGUGGAUGCAGAUAAAGGUGAAAAUGGCACAGUAUCUUACAAUUUUCAUAGCUCAGCCUUACCAGACACAAUGGAUGCUUUUUCUAUUAAUUCAAGAACUGGAGAAAUAUCUUUGAAAAGAAAUGCGCAUGAUUUGGGGAGCUCUGUCUUUGAGUUCUUUAUUGAGAGCAGAGAUGAAGGAAGACCAAGCCUUCAUUCAAAUGUCGCAGUUUUGUUGCGCAUUGUGGAUGUUGAUGUCAGACCUCCCGAGUUUCUGUCACAAAUAUAUACCCUCACAGUUGCAGAGGAUACACCGCCAGGCACACGAAUUGGAUCAGUGGGUGCACGUUAUGAUGGUGAAUUAGAAUAUUCAGUCGAGUGGGGAGGUCAUGAAACUUCUCCGCCAGUGUCUGUAUCAUCGCAGGGCACUUUGACCCUCACAUCUUUGCUUGACCAUGAAGAUAUUCACCGACUAUCACUCAUUGUCACUGCCCUACCUACAGACAAGCCUGAGUUGGCAUCAAGUACCAAUGUGGUUAUUGAAGUUCAAGAUGUAAAUGAUGAAUCCCCAGCAUUUGAGAGUGAGAAGUACUAUGUAUCUGUAGCCGAGAACACACCUUCUGGGUCAAAUGUUGUCAAAGUUUUUGCACAUGACCGUGAUGCAGGGAGCAACUCUGAGAUCCGCUACAUCUUGGAAGAGCAAUCACCACUUGUAGAGGAACCUCUCUUCACACUUGAUCCAUACUCUGGGUGGCUAUCCCUUAAUCAAGAGCUGGAUGCAGAGACAAAGUCAAAAUAUGAUUUAAAGGUUCUUGCCAAGGACAAUGGCACUCCACAAAGAAGUUCAACAACAAGUAUUAUCAUUGAAGUAAUUGAUUACAAUGACAAUGCUCCUCAAUUUGUUAAGGAGAAAUAUCAUGCUUCAGUAAGGGAGAAUGCUCUCCCUGGAACAGUUGUAGUGCAGUUGGAAGUUCUUGACUACGACUUAGGGGGAGGGGCCUUGGAUGGAGAAAUGGGACAAGGCAUCAUAUAUUACCUCACUGCUGGAAAUGCCCUUCAACACUUCCAUGUCCGAGGAGGGGGCCAAAUAUAUGUUGCUAAAGCUCUUGAUUGGGAGUCAGUGGACAAUUAUGCUUUAGAAGUUACUGCAACAGAUGGAGUCUUUGUUGCAAAGUCUUGGGUCUUCAUUCAAGUUUUAGAUGUUAAUG
Messenger RNA from Homarus americanus (American lobster), 2357 nucleotides. RefSeq names its product protocadherin Fat 1-like. Gene Ontology annotation, cellular component: plasma membrane. The annotation marks the transcript as partial. Gene Ontology annotation, molecular function: calcium ion binding. The transcript is spliced from 12 exons. Gene Ontology annotation, biological process: homophilic cell-cell adhesion. The record is from RefSeq and is a predicted model, not a curated record. NCBI's taxonomy places the organism in Eukaryota, Metazoa, Arthropoda, Malacostraca, Decapoda, Nephropidae.